This is a messenger RNA of Fonsecaea pedrosoi CBS 271.37, 2181 nucleotides long. RefSeq lists its product as uncharacterized. Gene Ontology annotation, cellular component: nucleus. Bases 1 to 2181 code for a protein of 726 amino acids. Gene Ontology annotation, biological process: DNA-templated transcription; positive regulation of transcription from RNA polymerase II promoter by galactose. NCBI's taxonomy places the organism in Eukaryota, Fungi, Ascomycota, Eurotiomycetes, Chaetothyriales, Herpotrichiellaceae. The transcript is spliced from 3 exons. The record is from RefSeq and is a predicted model, not a curated record. Gene Ontology annotation, molecular function: RNA polymerase II cis-regulatory region sequence-specific DNA binding; zinc ion binding; DNA-binding transcription factor activity, RNA polymerase II-specific.
AUGCUUGUUCAUGGUAUCACCAACAAACUGGACGUCCCAUCCAAAGCUGCGACCGAAUCGUCUUCCCAGGCGACUACAUCAGGCUUCCUCCCUUCUCCAGCACAAGGCUCGGCGCAGCGCCAACAGGAGCGUACAGAGUCCUUCUCGACGAUUGGGGCAGGUUCGGAUCAGAAAGUCAAUCUAAGUCACCUCGAGUCCCCUGCUGAUUCAAAAGGCGAUGUGGCCGACGACACUCCUUAUCCCCUCGAAAAUCCCCCAGCAGCUGACGACGAUUUUGAAUGGGAUGAACGGGAAUCUUCGUGGAAUAUUGCGGAUCCCGGUGCCGGCCGUUCAGCAUUUGGGGAUGAUGUCGAGUCUGAGAUCCCCAAAAUCACAGACGGAAUGGCCACGUUGACUGCUGACGACUCGAAUGCUGGCUUUCUUGGAUCCGUCUCGGGCUCCGCUCUCCUACGGCUCAUUUGGAGGGGUACAGGCACCGAAAACAAGACAGAUACAAAGAGUGCACGACGGGAAAGUCUGGAGCAACUCUUCAGCCAUCGCUCGAAUGAGCAUCCGGCAACCGCUACCCCCUGGCUGCGGGCACAGCCUCUGUUCACCCGGGCGGUUGUUGAUACACUCAUCGAUGCCUAUUUUGCUCUCUACCACCCAACCUUUCCCAUCCUCCAUGAAGCUACUUUCCGUGAACAGUACGCGAAGCUCAACAGCCGCACCAUGGGAAGCACAUGGCACACCCUGGCGAAUCUCGUCGCGGCUCUUGGUUCCUUUGUCUCGAGUACUUCCUCGGAUGAUACCCACGUCACUCUUUUCAACGGCGUGAAAGCGAAUUUGUCCAUCAACUCGCUAGAGACUGGAAGUCUUAGUCUGGUCCAGGCAUUUGCCAUGGCUGCAAAUUACCUGCAAAAAAGAAACAGACCCAAUAGUGGCUACAACUACGGAGGCAUUGCGCUGCGGCUCGCCAUCUCGCUGGGACUCCACAAGGAGUUUCGUGGAUGGCAGACUGCGCCGUUCAAGAAGGAGAUCCGGAGGAGAGUAUGGUGGUCGCUCUGUGUGCUGGAUGUCGGCGCAACCGUGACUUAUGGCAGACCAUUGAAUUGGCCACAAGUAGGAGUCGAUAUCCCGUUUCCGCUGAAUAUCCACGAGAAGGAUCUCCAAAUGGACUCUACGUCUUGCCCACCCGAGGUCAAUGAGGCCACCAUCUACACAUACGUCCGAACUCAGUCAUCCUACCAUCUUCACACAAUCAGAAUCUACAAUCGACUCAUUUCUAAUCCCAUUCCUUCUGCCGCUGAGCUGAUCUCCCUCGAUGAUGAGCUCAUCGACGGCUGGCUAAGUAGCCUUCCUCCCUAUUUCCGCGACGACAACUUACCACUUCCCAACGAGUAUCUUCUGGGUCAUGCCAUCAGCCGCUGGCGCUUUCGAAUCAUGCGCAUCAUCAUGUACCGCCCGUUCUUGGUCCGAUCAGCACAAGACGGCCUGGACGGCACCACAGUAGCCGCUGUCCCGCCGGCGCAGAACGCUUCUGCUGAAACAAUUGCCACCAAUCGGUGCUUCAAGGCCGCUGAGGAGUGCAUUUCGGCCAUUUUCCAGUUUUGGUCAUCGGGAACUCACACUAGGCUUGCGGCUUGGUAUGUCCUAUAUUUCCUACUCCAAGCGGCGUUGAUUCCGAUCCACUGUCUGCGGCGCAACCCAAAUCACCCGGAUGCCAGCUCAUGGCGGGAUCAAGUCCUGACAGCUCUGAGCAUAAUCAACGCAAUGAACGACCUAAACCCAAGUGCCCCAAAGUGUCGAGAUAUCAUUUACCGACUCUGUGGAGAGAGUCUGGACUACAAACCCCGGCCGCAGUCCCAACAGCCUCGUCCGCCAUCGAAUGUGCAGACCCAACAAGAUGCGGGUGCCUCGUGGACAAACUUUCCAAACUCGGGAGCCGGGUUCACCACGCCGCCUUUCACCUUUCCGACUACGGAUUCUACUGACACGAGCAUGAAUGCCUGGAUGACCGAGAUCGACACCGUCAUUGACGGCUACGAUAUCUACUGCGAUCGUCUGAGCCACGCGGCCAUGGCUGGGAUGGGUGAUCUAGGCAGUGCCGGCGAAGCUGGACCACCAGGGGCAUUCGCGAGCAAUGACGGAACACAAAUUGGGACGGGGGUUCAAGACUGGGAUUGGGGCCUGAUGCUGUAA